Messenger RNA from Volvox carteri f. nagariensis, 3777 nucleotides. RefSeq lists its product as uncharacterized. Bases 1 to 3777 code for a protein of 1258 amino acids. NCBI's taxonomy places the organism in Eukaryota, Viridiplantae, Chlorophyta, Chlorophyceae, Chlamydomonadales, Volvocaceae. The transcript is spliced from 4 exons. The record is from RefSeq and is a predicted model, not a curated record.
AUGGCCUACGAUGAUAUUUCAUGCAUAUAUCACGCUGCUGCCUCCUGUCAUGCUGCUCGCAUGGUUCAGGACUUCCGCACCGUGCAAAUUGUCAGGCCCUGGCUGCACCCUACCAAAGUGACGGCAGCCAAUCGCAACACCGCCGCCUCGGUAACUGCGCAGAGUGACGGAACUGCCGACGGUGCCCGACGGAUGUCAGCUUCCUUCUUCAGCUCGCCGGGGAUCAUGAGACGCGAUCUCACGCUGUCCCCUGAGUCAUACAGUUCGCACGGAGGCGUGACGGCGACGCCGGGGGAGCUGCAACUCCAUCCACCGCGACAGCGGCAGCAGCUCCACCCGCCACCACUGCCGCCGCCGCCGCGGCAGCAGCAGCACCACGACCGCCACCGCCACGAGUAUCGCCACAAUCCACAGCAUCCAUUCCGGCAGCAGCAGCAGCAGCAACAGCAACAGGAAGGAGAUGCGGAGCCGUCGGAGGAGGCUGUGCCGGGGUUAUGUCCACGCGGGAUGUCUCCUGGAGUGUUCCGGGAGCCGUUGGGGUUGAAGGGGAGUUCUCAUGAACGCGAGGGGGAGCUUGCGGGAGUGAGGGGAAGUGAGGCGGGACGAGAACGGGAGCCUCUGCAAAGGGCCACAUACGGCGACUACAUCACAAACGACACCGGGCCGAGGGCGAGCGGGCUGCGGCCGCUUAUGCCGCGGCACGCCUGGGACCCGGGGCCCCCAGGGCCGCUUCCCUCAGCACCCUCAGAGCCCUCAGAGCCACCUUGGGUGCAGUGCAGCCCAAUGCCAGUGGCGCCAAACGCUGGCGUCCGGCUGUCAGAGGUGCCGGAGGUGCCUGACAGCCCUGCUAGCGGGACCGAAGCUUGCAUCGCCAGCGGCCGCGACAGCGAGCAGCAGCAGCAGCCUCCGGCAAAGUCAAAACAUCAAUUGCUACUGCCACUGCCCGCCGUCGACGCGCUGAACGUUCCCUGUCUGACGGCGGUUUUCAGCACUCUGCCCCGCUUACCGGAAGCCUUCAGCGUCGCAGGCCGGCGGCGGGUACGGCACCUAGUGACGACGUGCCUGUCGACGCGUGUAGUGCUGGCGGCUACUAACGGUGAGUUGGACGCUGCGGGAGCGGCUAUCAUGGCGGCGUCGCUGGCGACGCUGGGGCCGGAUUUAAUGGAUGGCGACCCACGGGUCCGUGUCGCUCGCACUGACCUGCUCGACGCGCUUGCUGCGGCGGCCUUGGCGGCGUGUCGCCUACCCCUGCAGCUCACUGGCUGGAGGCAGGACGGGGCGCAGCACGCCGGCGGUCACAGCGACCUGCAAAAGCGGCGGCGGUAUGGCCACAGCCCGCGGUCGUACAGCUCUCUGCUGCACGCGUUGGCGAAACUUGGCUACCGGCCGGAUGACGUUUGGCUGGAGCGCUACCUCGUGGCGUCUACGCAUUGGCUUCGGAGCUUCCCGCCGCGGGACCUUGCCGCGUUGGCCUGGGCGCUAGCGGUGAUGCAGUAUAGGCCCGGGGAAGUGUGGCUUAGCGAGCUGCUGGCGGCGUGGCCGGCGGGUCGGUACACUGUCGAGGCUCGCAGCGGCGGCGAGGGCGGCGGCGUUGACGGGGCGAGUGUUGGGCGGGCACGGACUGGGCCUGAUGGCAGUGCGGCGCUGCCGCGCCGACGCGCUGACGGGCACUCGCUGUCGCUGCUGCUGUGGGCGUUGUGGCGACUCGGCGUGGCGGCACCUCCCGCCUGGCUGGACGGCGCUGUGGAGGUGUGUGCCGUACCCUCUGUCCCAACGUCGUCGUUUGGAUCCGCCGCCACGCUCCGAAACCAUGUUGGAACCGUGUCGCAGCCGUCGUUCGCCGCGGCCACCUGCCAGAGCCUGGCGCUGGUGUCAUACAGCUUGGCGCGCAUGGGCCACACGCCGUCGGCUCGUGUGCGUACGGCACUGCUGGCGGCUGCGGAGCCGCUGCUACAGCAGGGCAGCACACAGGACCUGGUGCUACUGCUGGUGGGUGUAGCGCACUGGCCGCGCGGCGGUGCCGCCACGGUGGUUUCGGAGCGGUGGCUGCAGCAGCUAUGCCAAGCGCUGCGACCACGGCUGCCUGGCUGUAGCGCGCAAGCGCUCGUGUUAUCGCUGUCGGCGCUGGCGCAUCUGCGGUAUCAUCCUGGUGAAGUGUGGCUUCGCGAGCACGAGGCGUCGUUGCGGCCGUACAUCGCCGGCGGCGGCCUCGACGGCCGCGCGGCGGCGCGGGUGGCGGCGGCAUGGGCGCGGCUGCGGUUCCGGCCGGGGCGCAACAUCGUCGAUCGCCUGCUGAAAAUGCUGGUGACGGCGGCGACGUCUGGUAACUUGCACGGCAGCGGCGGCGUACCGGAGCGGCGGAGAUGGCUCUCAGCGCGGCUAUUCGCAGAUGGCCUGUACGGCAUUGCGGUACUUGUGGCUGCCCGACGAACAGCAACCAACGUUGAGCAUCAGCCGCCUAAACAGCCUCCGCCGGCGGCGCCGCUGCUUGCCGCCAUUCAUGUACGCGCGCUGCUGACGGCAUCGCAGUCUCGCCUGCCGUACAGCUACCUGGAUGAAGCCCUGCUACAUCUGCAUGCCUGGCGGCUUCUGCGGGUGUCGCCGCCGCACCAGUGGCAGGCCAACCUGACGGCUGUAGCGCGUGCUAAGCUGCACGCGACGCCGCCGAAGGUGCUGGUGGACCUGCUACAGCUACUUGCCUGGCCUGGCUGGCGGGGGUUACGACAAAAUGCUCCGCCGCCGCCGCCGCCGCAGUCAUCACAACUCAAUGGCUACUGCCGAGAGCGGCCUGACGAGCCUGACAGCCAUCCCGGACAGUGCGCGGAGUUUGCGGGCGGUUGCAGUAGCAGCGGUGACGGCGGCGGCGGUGACGGCGGGAGCUUCAGUUUGCCCGUCAGCGCGGCGCUCGUAGGGGCCAUCAUGGAGCGACUGACGGCAGCAGCACUGUCGGAGCUUUCUGUACGACAGUUGGCGGAUCUAGCAACCGCAACGGCGGCGUUGCGGGUACGGCCCACGCGUGCCUGGCUCCGGCUCUUCCUUCAGGCUUUACAGACGCAGAUUCGGUACGGCAGUGAAGCUCCAGGCCUAGAUCCAGGAUUCAACCCUAAUCAGGAUCCAAAUGCGGAUCUUGAAGGCUUCGAUUUGUACCCUGAAGGCUUGAUGCACCCCAUGCUCCGCGACGGAGGCGCAGGUGGGGAUUGGGGGGCCCCUGGAGCCAGGGACUUCCCCGAGGGGACUGCGGCGGAUCUGCCGCCGCCGCCGCCGCCGCCGCCGCCAUACCUGAGGGCCCUACGUGCAGCGGCCCACCUCGCGGCCGCUGUUGGGGAUCAAGAGCUACAGCGCCUGGCGGCAGAGCUGUUGAGUACGGCCGGGUACGGGAGCUAUGAGGCAGCCGCGCCGCAGCACAGUACACCGUCGUCCGACAGCGCCGAUGGCGGUGCGGGUGGUGCCGCUGUUGUCGUUGGCUGCGACGGCCGGCGGCCAGCGGCGAAGCUGCUGCGUCAGCGUCGGGUUCUUAUCCGCGGAUGUACGUCAGUGGCUUCGGAGGCACCUCUUACCACGCAGCUAGAUGUGGUUGUGGGCGCCGGUGGCCGGCCGGCGGCGGAUGAUGACCGAGGUGCAGCAGGCCGGGAAGGACCCCCGACGGGGACGGUGGAGGCGACGGCGACGGCGGGUCUCCCAUGGCACCAGGGGGAUCCCCACAUAGGCGAGGUGGAGGAGGAGAUUGGGCCGGAGGCACCUGAGGCGGUGCUUGCAAGGGUUGCGAAGGUGGCUUAG